AUGCCUGACUGGUUCCCCCUACCCUUCGACAAGUACAAGCUUCGCGCCCAGUCGUUCGACCUUCCCGAGCUCUACGCUGUCCUCGACGCCAUCUUUGCGCACGUCCGACACCACCCCGACAAAAUCGCGGCGCUCCGCACCGACGCCAACGUCCACUUCUUCAAGAACCACACGAGCAUGUUUGCGCGCGCCGCGAUUCACGCCUACUUCGACCUUCUGGCCUCGGAACUGCCCCGUGUGAGCGCCCCCCCCGCGAGGGCCGGAGUUGCUCCCCCCUCCCCAGCUGCACGCCGUGGGGGGAUCCCUCUCACGGCCUCUUUCAACGCCGCCCCAUCCCCCCCCUUGAGCGGACUCCAAUUCGGGGGGGACCUCACCACCCCCGUCGGGAGCCUCUCCUCAAGCUCGUCGGUGUCGCAGCUACCCCCCCGAAACGGAGCAUCCCCUCUGCUGUCUCCGAGCGAUCCUUUUGCGGGCGAGGGGCUUGAGAUGCUAGAUGAGCUCGGCGAUUUUGGUUCCCUGGAGGGGGGUCGCAGUCUGGGCUCCCUUGAGUCUGGGGACUUGGGGGAGGAGGACUGGAGCCGCCAAGGAGACCCCGUCGAGACCUUCCUAAUGGACUUUGAGAUGGAUGACGUCAGCGGUGGCCCGGAGGCGAGGCCCGCUGAUGUAAGCGUAAGCUUGGCAAACUUCGGCGGGAGCUCUACGGAUGUCAGGGGAAGCAUCGGUGAUGUCGGCGUGAGCUUUGACGUGGGCAGGAGCUCUGCUGAGGUCGGCGCGGGCCGUGCUGGCCUCAGCGGGGCUGCGAGCGGCGGCUCCUGCCAGAUCAGGGGGCGGGCGCGCAAGCGCCCUACUGACGUCAGCGUCGAACUUGGGGAGGACCCCCUUGGCUUGCGUGGGGCAGCUUUUGACCAGGGGCGUGCAGCAGGGGGGUAUGGUUUCCAGGAAAACGUGUUGAGGAUGUAUCCGGCAACGGUUGCCACGUCACCUGAGGCUGAUUCUGUGCUGAGAGGGUUGGCUGAGGCGAAGGCGCCGAAAGCGGGUUUAGAGAAAGGGCCUGGGCCGUUGACCCAGAAACUGGCACGAGUUGCCCGUGGGUUUGAAGUGGACGAAGAUUUGGAAAGUUGCUCAAAGGAAGGCUUUGAGGAUGGGCCGCUGGAUGAGACGUGGGGUAAAACAGAGGGGCUUUCCAAGGGGAGCUUGAUGAAAGGUCAGGUUGGAAGCGGGUUAGACUACAAGAAGGAGCUAAGCAGCGAGAGCUCUUUUGAAGACUUGAGGGCAGACGUUGACUCGCUGGCAGGAGAGCUUGAGGCAGUGACGUUGAGAGCGGCGGACGGAACCUUUGCGCCGAGUAUGGACGAAAAGAGGGGGGCGUUGUUGGACAGCGGAGCGAACGGGAAUGGCGGUUUGCUUCCUUGGGGCUUGCGGAGAGCUGCUGAUUCGAGGGGAAUUGACGGAGUGGCGCCAGCGUCAUGCAAGGGGGCUGGAGACAAGCGGAAUGGGAGAGAGAGCGGGGGCGGAGUGAAGAAGAGAAUGCACGAGUUGGAUAGGCGGCUUGGAGAGACGGGGGAGCGGGCACAGGCACGGCGACGAGAACUAGAGGAGUCUGAUCGUGUCCUAGGCGAGCCCAUUAGCCCCAUCAACGCUGACGUCAUUCUGGAGACACUCCAGUCGGAGGCGGUCUUCGAAGCCUGCGCCAGGGGUGGAGCCGCUUACCAGGAG
Messenger RNA from Klebsormidium nitens, 1716 nucleotides. Lineage: Eukaryota; Viridiplantae; Streptophyta; Klebsormidiophyceae; Klebsormidiales; Klebsormidiaceae. The record is from the annotation of a GenBank genome assembly.